Miniopterus natalensis is the source of this 3906-nucleotide messenger RNA. The record is from RefSeq and is a predicted model, not a curated record. NCBI's taxonomy places the organism in Eukaryota, Metazoa, Chordata, Mammalia, Chiroptera, Miniopteridae.
CUGCCUCACCUGCGGUUUCAGACCUUCUAACAUGGGGCUCACCAAGCAGUACCUACGCUACGUUGCCAGCGCAGUCUUUGGCCUUAUUGGCAGCCAAAAAGGCAAUAUUGUUUUUGUGACACUCCGUGGUGAAAAAGGACGCUAUGUGGCAGUACCAGCCUGUGAACAUGUUUUCAUCUGGGACUUAAGAAAAGGAGAGAAGAUCCUCAUCCUUCAGGGGCUGAAACAGGAAGUCACCUGCUUGUGCCCCUCCCCAGAUGGGCUGCACUUAGCUGUUGGCUAUGAGGAUGGGUCUAUUCGAAUCUUCAGUCUCCUGAGUGGUGAAGGAAACGUGACCUUCAAUGGACACAAGGCAGCCGUCACUUCCUUGAAGUAUGAUCAGCUAGGAGGCAGGCUGGCAUCUGGGUCCAAGGACACAGAUAUUAUUGUGUGGGACGUGAUCAAUGAAAGUGGUCUCUACCGUUUAAAGGGGCACAAGGACGCCGUCACACAAGCAUUGUUUCUACGAGAAAAGAACCUGCUAGUUAGUAGUGGGAAAGAUACCGUGGUGAAAUGGUGGGACCUUGAUACCCAGCACUGCUUCAAAACAAUGGUUGGUCACCGAACGGAGGUGUGGGGGCUGGUUCUGGUAUCGGAAGAGAAGCGACUCAUCACGGGGGCUUCCGACAGUGAGCUGAGGGCCUGGGACAUAGCAUAUCUGCAGGAGAUUGAAGAUCUAGAAGAACCAGAGCCCAAGAAAAUCAAGGGGUCUUCCCCUGGCAUCCAGGACACGCAUGAAGCAGAGGAUGGUGCCCUCGAGGUGGAUGAGGCUCCUGAGGAUCGCAUCCUCACGUGCAAGAAAGCCGGGUCCAUCAUGCGAGAAGGAAGGGACAGAGUCGUGAACCUCGCGACCGACAGGACAGGCAGGAUGCUUGCCUGCCAUGGAACCGAUUCUGUGCUCGAAGUGUUCUGUAUCCUUUCCAGAGAGGAGGUUCAGAAGAAAAUGGACAAGAAAAUGAAGAAAGCUAGAAAGAAAGCCAAAUUAAAUUCUGGCAAAGGGGAGGAGGAAGACCUUGAAGUUAGUGUUGAAAUGACUCUGCGAGACGAAAUCCAGCGGGUGGCUAACAUCAGAACUUCUGCCAAAAUCAAAUCCUUCGACCUGAUUCACUCGCCUCAGGGGGAGUUAAAGGCUGUUUUCCUGCUGCAGAACAACCUGGUGGAGUUAUACUCACUGAACCCAUCGGCGCCCACUCCUCAGCCCUUGAGGACAAGCAGGAUCACCCUCGGGGGCCAUCGCAGCGAUGUGCGGACUCUGUCCUUCAGCUCAGACAAUAUCGCCGUCCUUUCCGCGGCGGCUGACUCCAUUAAGAUUUGGAACAGGUCCACGCUGCAGUGUAUCCGCACCAUGACCUGCGAGUAUGCACUGUGCUCAUUCUUUGUGCCUGGGGACAGGCAGGUGGUCAUAGGAACAAAGACAGGACGGCUGCAGCUGUAUGACUUGGCCUCGGGAACUCUGCUGGAGACAAUAGAUGCACAUGAUGGGGCUCUGUGGUCCAUGUCUCUCUCUCCAGACCAGCGUGGCUUUGUGACAGGUGGUGCCGAUAAAUCCGUCAAGUUCUGGGAUUUUGAGCUGGUGAAAGAUGGAAAUAGUGCCCAGAAGAGACUUUCCGCAAAGCAAACCCGAACCCUGCAGCUAGAUGAAGACGUUCUGUGUGUCAGGUACUCGCCCGAGCAGAAGCUGCUGGCUGUGUCUUUGCUGGACUGCACGGUGAAGAUUUUCUAUGUCGACACCUUAAAGUUUUUUCUCUCACUGUAUGGACACAAACUGCCUGUUAUAUGCAUGGACAUCUCUUAUGACGGAGCACUGAUAGCAACCGGCUCUGCCGACAGGAAUGUGAAGAUCUGGGGCUUGGACUUUGGGGACUGCCACAAGUCUCUCUUUGCACACGACGACAGUGUGAUGUCCCUGCAGUUUGUGCCCAAGUCUCACCUCUUCUUCACCGCCGGGAAGGACCGCAAGAUUAAGCAGUGGGACGCGGACAAGUGGGAGCAUAUCCAAACCCUGGAGGGGCACCACCAGCAAGUAUGGUGCUUGGCUGUGAGCCCCAGUGGAGACUAUGUGGUGUCAUCGUCCCAUGACAAGUCCCUGAGACUGUGGGAGAGGACACGGGAGCCGCUCAUUCUCGAGGAAGAGAGGGAGAUGCAAAGGGAAGCAGAAUAUGAGGAGAGUGUGGCCAAAGAAGACCAACCAGCAGUCCCAGGGGAGACUCAAGGAGAAAAUUACUUUACUGGAAAGAAAACUAUUGAAACAGUCAAAGCAGCUGAGAGGAUCAUGGAGGCUGUUGAACUGUACCGAGAGGAAACUGCAAAAAUGAGAGAGCACAAAGCCAUCUGUAAAGCUGCAGGGAAGGAGGUCCUUCUUCCCACCAACCCCAUCCUGAUGGCUUAUGGGAAUAUCUCUCCUUCAGCGUACGUGUUGGAGAUUUUUAAAGGAAUCAAGUCAAGUGAGCUGGAGGAGUCCCUGCUGGUGCUGCCUUUCUCCUACGUCCCCGACAUCCUGAGGCUCUUCCACGAGUUCGUCCAGCGGGGCUCUGACAUUGAGCUGCUCUGCCGGUGCCUCUUCUUCCUCCUCAGGAUUCACUUUGGGCAGAUCACUAGCAACCAGAUGCUCGUGCCCGUGAUUGAGAAAUUAAAGGAAACAACUAUUUCAAAAGUCAGCCAAGUCCGGGAUGUGAUCGGCUUUAACUUGGCGGGCCUGGAGUUUCUCAAGAGGGAAAGUGAGGCCAGAAGUGAAGUCCUGUUCUUUGCCGAUGCUACCAGCCAGUUGGAAGAGAAGAAGAGGAAGAGGAGGAAGCGGGAGAAGCUGAUUUUAACCCUGACUUAGAGCCGGAAUGUGGAGCGUUGUCAACCUCCCUGCUUGCUGUGGCUGCGCUCUCCUGCGGCGACAGCGAGGCGCACGGCUGAACGUCCUGUGCCCUGAAAUGCAGAGUCAUGGGCCCGGAGAGCCGAAAGGACCGUGACGGAUCUAGGGCAGCUCCUUGCACUUCACCUCUUGCAGGCUGUUCUGCCUGAAUAGAAAAAUAUCCUGCUUGCUAAUUGUUUCUAUCCCCUCAAUAAAACAGUUGUUUUUGCCAGAAGUGAAGUCAAGCUGAGAGGGCCUGCUGGCUUCUGGGUGACUGAUGCCCUGUGUGUAUAAUGUGUCCCCACGCGGCAGGCUGGGGAGUAGGGAAUGUCUUAGAAAAAGAAACGGACAAAGUGUUUGCAUCGAAGCUUUGACCUGGUUGAGCUCUUGAAUCGCAGAAGUUGACUUUGCACUUCCUUUUUGGGGGGUGGGAAUUUACCACAUGCCUCAGUGUUGACUGUUGGGCUUAAACGGAGACUUUAUGGAGCCUGCAUACAGCAGGUGACUCUACAGGCAGGUCAUGACCACUGCCAGUGGAUGCUGAUCUAACGUCACAGAGGCCAAGAUGGGUCGUGAAUCCGUUCCUUGUGCAAGAAUUCUGAUUUCUAUGUGGAGUGUGGACAUAACAAUUUUGACCAUCUUAUCUGUUCUUCGACUUUGCAUUUUUAGUCAAAUGUUAUCUCUUCCCUUUUUGAGAAACACUGUCAUUUGUGUGGCAGGAUCCUUGCUUUGUUCUAACAACAUGUGUAUAUGUCUAAAUAGGUUGUGUAGUUUACAUGUUUCAUCUUCAGAAACAUUCAGAAAGGUUAUAUUUACCUUCCCAAGGGUGGAAGGCAUGGGAAUUGUCCAAUUUUCUAAUUUUCCACUAAAGAAAUAUGUGUAAAUGAAAAAUUCAUCACUGCUUACAUAUAUAGUGCGUGUGUAUGGUGUGUGAGAAAGAGCUGCAUACUGAUUUUUAUAUUGAAAUGUUUUAUGAUGUAAAUGUAAUAAUACAUUAUUAAAAAGGAGCUUUUCAUUUAUAUGUA